UCCGGAGACUCUACAACCAUCUCCGCUCUCUCGUGCAAUACACGCCAAGACAUGCGGUUGAACCAGCAGUAGAUAUGCUGACAAGUGGUCGUCUUACUGCAGGUAAAACAUCGUUGUUGUUUUACGGCUGAAUCCAGCUGAUCACUAAAAGUACAGAUGUGUUGCUGGAAGCGGCAGAGCUUUGAAUUCUAGCCUCCUUCGUCUGCCGGGAAGGAGACCUCAAAACUACAAGCAAUAUUGACUUAACGAUGGAGGGGUAACUGAACAUGCGCACUCGCUGUGUUCUUUCCCUUCAGUGCUGGCGAAGCAUUUCUCGAUGUGUUGUCUGUGAAUCAGGUGUCUAUAUGCCUGCCAAGCAAACACGUGAAGAAAACAAUCUAGAUACUUCUCUGCAAUGGGAUGUUAAUUGGCUUUAUGACAGUAACUUUUGCGUAAACAGUUCUGACCUAAGCACCAAUCACCACACACUAGCAAUAGUAUAUGCAAGUGAUAGCCAUUGCUGGUGGCUGUGUUUGUGUCUCGUAUGCCCUUACUUCCAACUAUUGGCUGCUGAGUUCCUUGUACUACGCACUGGGUGGACAUUGACUCAACAACAUCUGAUGGCUGACAAUUUUCGAACCCUAGCAGAGAGACUAGAGUAUAACCAGACAAUCCCUUCGAGACUACAACUAUAAGGCAGCUUCAUUCAAACAGUUCAUUAUCAACUAGCAUCUCCAUCCAUACCACCCGCUUUCAAUCCAAUUUCUGCCAGCAUAUCCAUCAUGACGAA
Molecule: messenger RNA, 769 nt
Organism: Colletotrichum navitas
Lineage: Eukaryota; Fungi; Ascomycota; Sordariomycetes; Glomerellales; Glomerellaceae
Exons: 3
Coding region: 267-674 (135 amino acids)
Source: RefSeq, a predicted model, not a curated record